UCAGUUACAGUGGGUGAGGGCGGAAACUACCAAAACACGACUCCAUUUUUUUUUUAAAUAAACCAUGGUUGCUUCAUUCGCGUAUUUCUUUGCUGAGCAGCUGUGAACUUUGAUUAUGAGCCUUACGAAGAAUUGAUGUGUCAUUUGCACAUUACUACAAAACGAGCAACAGCCCACUCGCCUUUAGAGGCUGACAUUUUGGUGCGCUAAGAGAAAAAUCACUUUUCUGGGGCACAUCGAAGACAAAAUGUUCUGAGAGGGAAAUGUGUGUCAGUGUAAUUCUGUGGGCUAAAAUACAUCAAAAAUACUGACAUUCACUUCUGCGUCUGCCUGUUUCUAAAACUGCUGUGCUGGGAACAAAUGAAAUUCUGUGUCAUUUAUUUACUUCUUUACAGGUUUUUAAAGUAUAAGGCAGUAUGGAUCACAGCUCGUCCACGUGAGGAGCUUCAUACACAUGUCAUCUAUAAUUAAACAAGAACACGAGUUGAUGACGAGAUGAUAUGUUAUUAUUUUUUUUAAUUCCAUCCAAAUUUAAAGCUAUCAUAGAUUCCUAGACGAGACAACUUUUAAACACCAGGUAGAACUUUGUGUUGUGGGCCAACAAUGAUGCAUAGUCCGCAAUUAACUGGACAAAUUCCUAACUAGGCUAUACGGGGAUACUAGCGUGGAAAAGGAGUGUGGUGUCUUGGGAGGAAGACGGACUUCGCAGCCUAUUUCUAAAAUCCUAGCUCUAAGCACUUCUGAAGUAAACACGGCGUCUGGCCCCAUGCGUGUACAUCCAAAAGCUUGUGCCACCGUCCACAUCUCAGGUUGUGUGAGUAGCAGACGCAGCCACCUGCAGCCCUGCAACGCACGACGUUUCAGUUUUUGAAAAGAAAUGCUACGUCCUCCAAACUGAGUAGAGACUACGACUUUUCCAGGGCUACAAACCUUAAAAGGCUGGUUUGGGAUGGAAGUGCGUUUUGGACAGGUUCCACUCACCAUUACGCACAGUCACGGUGGGGUGAACCAGCUCGGAGGUGUCUUCGUCAACGGGCGCCCGUUACCGCACCUGGUGAGGCAGCGGAUCGUGGAGCUCGCUGAGCGCGGCGUUCGUCCCUGUGAGAUCUCCCGCCGCCUGCGCGUCAGUCACGGCUGUGUCAGCAAAAUACUGGCCAGGUACAAUGAGACUGGAAGCAUUAGACCCGGACUGAUUGGAGGGUCGAAGCCCAAAGUGGCCACUCCCAGAGUUGUGCAAACCAUCUUGCAUCUAAAAAACAGUAACCCCACCAUGUUCGCGUGGGAGAUCCGAGACAGGCUGGUGCUGGAGCAAGUGUGCAACCGCAACAGCGUGCCCAGCAUCAGCUCCAUCAACAGGAUCAUCAGGAACAAAGUCCAGGCCGAGUCUUAUGGAGUGGCAUCACCUGUUGCCGUGGGAACAGCCUCUGAAUCCAGCUUUUCUAUCAGUGGGAUUCUGGGAAUCAAGAAAUGCAGCAGUAAACACAAAGAAGGAGGGGACGUCUCCUGCGGUGUGCGCCACAACCAUCCAUGUUCCUGUAAUGACGCCUGGGAAAAGUCUCACCCACGCUUGACCUUUCACCCCAGCCUAGCAGCGUAUCAUAAUCCUCAUCUGUCCUCCUGUUUAGGCCCUUUGUCGUGUCAUUAUAACUGAACAAUGCUGCGAAGGAAAAGCAUCAUCGCUAUUUAUCACCGACACAAACUUGAUGAAAUAAAACUGAAAUGAAACGCC
Molecule: messenger RNA, 1729 nt
Organism: Mugil cephalus (flathead mullet)
Lineage: Eukaryota; Metazoa; Chordata; Actinopteri; Mugiliformes; Mugilidae
Product: paired box protein Pax-5-like
Exons: 6
Coding region: 950-1651 (233 amino acids)
Biological process (GO): anatomical structure development; regulation of transcription by RNA polymerase II
Molecular function (GO): DNA-binding transcription factor activity, RNA polymerase II-specific; RNA polymerase II cis-regulatory region sequence-specific DNA binding
Source: RefSeq, a predicted model, not a curated record